Messenger RNA from Solanum verrucosum, 1805 nucleotides. RefSeq lists its product as uncharacterized. The transcript has 7 exons. Lineage: Eukaryota; Viridiplantae; Streptophyta; Magnoliopsida; Solanales; Solanaceae. The record is from RefSeq and is a predicted model, not a curated record. The coding region runs from base 16 to 1659 and encodes 547 amino acids.
UUACACCGUGAACAAAUGAGGUUGCAGCUGGGAUCUCGUCGGAGGCGCCUCUCUCCCCACCGCGCACUCAUCGCCACCGCAGCUUUCACUGUCGUCGGACUAUUGAUCCUAACUUUGAGGUCCGUCGAUCCGUCCACUCAGCUUCCAAUCACCACCUCUGAAAACGUGAAUGCUAAGCCAGCAGAUACAAAUUUCCACUCGAACCACUCCGAUGCUCAACCACUAAAAACAUGCGCAACCGUGGAGGAGAUGGGCGAGGUGUUUAGCCGCGGGUUUUCGGAGGAAAGUUACAGAGUGAGGAAAAUUAUCGAAAGUCACUUUGCUAUAAAUGGUGCUUCGAGAGUUCGAGCUCUUUCGCCGGAGGAGUUCUGCAGACAUGGUUUUGUGUUAGGCAAAGCAUCAGAAGCGGGUUUUGGUAAUGAGAUGUACAAAAUCUUAACUGCCGGAGCACUGAGCGUGAUGUUGAACCGGUCGUUGAUAAUUGGGCAAUCCAGGGGUAGAUUUCCUUUUGAGGAUUUCAUCUCUUACUCCAAUCUUACCUUCACAUUGAAAGAAAUCAAGCACCUUUGGAGACAAAAUGGUUGUCUGACCAAAUAUGGGAGGCAUCUUGUUAUCAGAAUUGAUGAUUUCCAGAAGCCAGCACGAACUAAUGUUCUGUGUAGCAAUUGGAGGGUCUGGGAACAACCUAUUAUCUGGUUCCAGAAUACAACAGAUGCUGUGGCUGCUCAAUUUUUCUUGAAGAAUGUACAUGAUGAGAUGAGGAUAGCAGCUUCUAAUUUAUUCGGGAAAUCAGAUGACCUUCAACAUAGGCCUAACGUUUUUGGGGAGCUAAUGAGACUUCUCAUAUUUCCGUCCGAGAAUAUUCAACAUGCUGUGAACUGGGCAUUGAAAGGUGGUGCUGACCCUGAUAUUGCUCUACACAUGCGGAUGCUUAUGAAUAGGUCCAUUAGAGCAGUUCAAGCAGCCUUCUCUUGCAUCAGAAAAUCUGUGGAAAAUCUAAAAUUGAUGUCCAAGCCCAGAAUAAUUUUGGUUUCAGAUAAUCCUUCUCUAGUCAAAGAUAUUGCUCCAGAUUUGAAUCAGUUUGCAGAAGUCCUUCACUUUGAUUUCAAACACUUCAAAGGAAAUAUAUCUGGCAACUCAAAUUUUCAUACUCUAGAUUUUAGAACAAAGGAUUGGGGUACAGCGCCAAGAUGGGUGGCAUUUGUGGAUUUCUUUCUUGCUUCACGUGCAAAACAUGCGGUUAUCUCUGGGGCUCACCGGCGUGUUGGGACCACAUUUGCUCAGCUGGUUGCAGCGUUGGCUGCAGCUAACAGCCUCGAAGAAGAUAGAUCCUCUGCUGGAUCAAACUUCACCUUCCUCAGUAGCUUCCAGAGUAACUUGCUUAGAGAAGGUCUGAAGAAUCAGAUUGGUUGGGGGCACGUGUGGAACCGAUUUGCUGGUACGUUAAGCUGCCACAACCAAUCAAAGCAAUGUGCUCGUACUCCAAUUCUUCCGCCUGCAUGGUGGGAUGGACUUUGGCAGUCACCUAUUCCACGGGAUGUGAACAGAAUGGAAGCAUAUGGCAUUCAUCUUUCUGGUUUUGGGACAUUUGAUGACAAUCAGCUACACUCUUUCUGCAGUUCGAGGAAAAAACCCGUGCUGACCAUUCCAUUAAUAUAGAUAUACGCUGCUAGCUACAUUCAUUGGGAGAUAUCUCCUAGUUAGGCUGAUUUUGUAUUGGCAUUCAGCUAUUGUUUUCAAUCGAUUUGCACUUAUUGAGCUGAUAAUUCGUCGAAUGCAUGGUGUAAUGUUGUUGUAUUUCUAAA